Messenger RNA from Owenia fusiformis, 730 nucleotides. The record is from the annotation of a GenBank genome assembly. Lineage: Eukaryota; Metazoa; Annelida; Polychaeta; Sabellida; Oweniidae.
AUGACUUGUUCAAAAUGGCGACUAAAACAUUUAAAAGGUGAUGGGUGAUACAGCAACAGUCAGCACAAUAGCAAAAACAGCACAAACAUGGACAAAUGUAUUUUCUGUAAGAUUGCACAAGGAAAAGAGGAGAAAACAACUCUUUUAUAUCAGGAUGAUGAAUUAGUUGUAUUUAAAGAUCACAGGCCAGCUGCCUCACAUCAUUACCUCAUCACAUCAGUGGAACACAUCAAAGAUGUAAGAGAACUAACUGGCAAACAUGUAGAACUAGUCGAACGAUUAAUAGCAGUUGGUAAACAAGUUUUGGAAGAACAAGGAGGCAACACAGCUGAUGCCAGAAUUGGAUUCCAUUGGCCCCCAGUGACCACUAUACAGCACUUGCAUCUACAUGUCAUAGCACCAGAGGCUGAGAUGAACUGGUUCUGGCGCCUUGUUUUCAAACUAAACAGUUAUUGGUUCGUAUCAGGAGAAUAUAUGAUCAAGAGAUUAACAGCAAUGAGAGAGAAUGGAGAACUUUGAUGAAUAUGAGAAAAUCAACAGCAAUGCCAAAAGAGGAUGAACUGUCCAACAGUUUUUGCCAAUGGCAUACGUGUUACAUUACAUUUUUUGGUACUGUAUGUGAUUUACAACAACUGUGAACACAGGCAUACAACACAAGAAUGGACAAAAUAAAAUGGACAUUAUCUUUUCAUAAUUUACAAUGUAUGUUAGCAUUUUUACAAUAAAACAG